CAGAAGGCGGCUGGAGGAAGGUAGAUGUGGAAAAAAAUGAAUUGGGGUCUUCUUGGCAGGGAAUGGGUUUGGGACUUUUAUUGGGGGCAUCCAGUCCAGCGUAGGGGGACUAAAGAGAGGAUCCGACCGCCGUUCCCCUUGUGAUUCUAAGGGAAGCAUGAGCCGGCUGUGGGGAGGACACGCUGAGGUGGCGGUGGGCCGCCUGCCAAAGGCUUUGAAUGGGGUAGGAGUUGGAGGGCCGCCUCUGGAACUCCCCCCAUGCCACUCCCCGAAUCCGCAGACACCGCUGGCAGCCUCCGACUGCAGGGAUUCCCCUCCCGCUCCGGAGACGGCUUCCCCCACCCCGGGGUUGGGGGUACAUCCUUCCAGGUGUAAGAAUACAGGGAAUAAGGGUGGCACAGGAAGAAGACACCCCCUCCAUUUCUAGGAAGAAAUGCUCGAUUAUGUGACACCUCUACCAUCUCAUAGGGUUGUUGAGGGCAGAGCAAAACGCUGUAUCCACAAACGUGAGCUAUUAUGUGACGUUUCCUUAUCUGACGUUGGUUCAGAAAGUCAUUCUUUUGUUGAUACAGCUUCUCCUUGAACUUUCUUCCCUGGAAAGAUGCAGAAGGAAGCAGAGCUCUGGCAUUUCUGACUCCUUAUCUUAGUUUCAGUUUGCAGCUAUUUUUACCAAAGGAAUCUUUGGCUUGAAGAAAUUUUAGAGUGAGUUUAACAUUAAAAUUUACUGGCCUCUCCAAUCAAGAUUUAUAGUCUUUAAAAAAAAAGAGAAUCUGACAACUACACUUAAACAUUUGAGUCAAGACAAUUGUCAGGAUGUCAAACAAGCAGGUGAAGACAGCAUUGAAAAGUGCCAGAGAUGCAAUAAGAAACAAAGAAUAUAAAGAAGCUUUAAAACAUUGUAAGACUGUAUUGAAACAAGAGAAGAAUAAUUACAAUGCCUGGGUUUUUAUUGGAGUGGCAGCAGCUGAACUUGAACAGCCUGAUCAAGCACAGGGGGCCUACAAGAAAGCAGCUGAACUAGAACCAGACCAGUUAUUGGCCUGGCAGGGGUUAGCAAGUUUAUAUGAGAAAUCUAACCAUACAGAUGCCAAGGAUGACUUGAUCACUGUCUACCAAAAGCUUUUGGAUCUCUAUGAAAGUGUUGACAAGCAGAAGUGGUGUGAUGUCUGUAAGAAGCUUGUGGAUCUCUAUCACCAAGAAAAGAAAUACCUGGAGGUGGCUCAGACAUGGCACAAACUGAUAAAAAUAAGGAAGGAAGAUGGCGCAGAGAAUCAAGAGGUUUAUCAGUUAUGGAUAAAGUUAACUCAACUACUCUCUGAGAGUACUGAAGAGGAAAAUGAUGAAAUUCAACAAUUGCUUUUCAUUGCUUUUGAAAAUGCAUUGAAUUCUUCAGAUAACAUUCCUAGUGAAGAUCAUGAAAUCCUUUAUAGACGCUUCAUUCAGUGUUUAUCUAACUUUCCUCAUGAGACUACUAGGUUGAAGAAGGCCUGUGAAAGUAUGAUGAACAUCUAUCCCACUGUAUCUUAUCCAUUGGAAAUACUUAGCUUACAUUUAAUUCAGUCAGGAAGUUUUACUGAUGAAGCUCUACAGUAUUGUUACCAACUGUUGGAGAAGGAUUCAAAAAGUGGUCCUGGCCUCAUUGGCUUAGGCAUAAAAGCACUACAAGACAAAAAAUAUGAAGAGGCUGCCCAAAACUUAACAGAAGGGUUAAACCUAAGCAGUAUGUGUACAGCAGGAUGGUAUCAUUUGGCAGACACCCAAGUGAAAAUGCAUCGAUAUAAAGAAGCUAUUCUUUCCUGCAAUCAAGCUCUGAAGAGAAUAGAAAAUUGCAGUUCAUCUGGUAGAAGUCUUUAUCAGAAGAAUCUUUGCCUUUGUUUGAAAGCAGAAGCCUUGAUAAGACUUUCAGAUCAUGAUUCUUCAGAAGAAGCCAUUAGCACUCUAGAACAGGUCCCGGAUGCAAAUAAUAUUCCAGAGCUUUUAGUUUUGAAAGGUUUUGCUUAUCUAAACAAAGGCUUAACUAAUGAAACUUCAAAGAUUGUGGAAAAACUUCUUUCCUCUCACCCUAACCUAGCUGAAGUACAUGCCUUGGAGGCACUGAUUCAUUUUACCAAAAAGGACUACCUACAGGCAGAGAAAGGAUUUCAGAGGGCUCUUGAUAGAGAAACUGAGGUUGCUGAUUAUCAUUAUUAUCUGGGAUUAACAUAUUGGUUGAUGAGUGAAGAUACAAGAAAGGACAAAACAAAAGCUCUUACCCAAUUUUUGAAGGCUGCAAAAUUAGACACGUACAUGGGUAAGGUUUUCCAAUAUUUAGGUCAUUACUACAGAGAAGUAGUUGGAGAUAAGAGCAGAGCCCGGGGGUGUUACAGAAAAGCUUUUGAGCUGGAUGAAACGGAUGAAGAAUCUGGAGCUGCAGCAGUUGACUUAAGCGUGGAGCUUGAGGAUACAGAAACUGCCUUAGUUAUCUUAACAACAGUAACUGAAAAGGCAAGUGCUGGGACAGCAAAAUGGGCCUGGCUUAGAAGAGGCCUCUACUAUUUGAAAGCUGGUCAGCAUUCUCAAGCAGUGGCUGAUUUACAGGCAGCAUUAAGAGCAGACCCAAAGGAUUUCAACUGCUGGGAGUCAUUGGGGGAAGCCUACUUGAGUAGAGGUGGCUAUACUACAGCUCUGAAAUCCUUCACGAAAGCCAGUGAGCUGAACCCAGAAUCUAUAUACAGUGUGUUUAAGGUUGCAGCAAUACAACAGAUCUUAGGCAAAUAUAAAGAGGCUGUUGCUCAGUAUCAGCAGAUCAUAAAAAAGAAAGAAGAUUAUGUACCUGCUCUGAAAGGUCUUGGUGAGUGUCACCUUCUGAUGGCUAAAGGAAUGCUGACUGAUUACCUUGAUGGGAAAGCUGUGGACCACAUAGAACAAGCCUUGGACUAUUUUACUUGGGCUCUCCAGUAUCGAUCUGAUGUUUCUUGCAUUUGGAAGCUCCUUGGAGAUGCAUGUACCAGUUUAUAUGUGGUUUCACCAUCUAAAGUGAAUGUGAAUGUUUUAGGAGUCCUCUUGGGUCAGAAAGAAGGAAAACAGAUAUUGAAGAAACAUGAGCUUCUCCAUCUAGGGGGAAGAUGCUAUGGCCGAGCAUUAAAAUUGAUGCCUACAGCUAAUACGUGGUGUGAUCUUGGAAUUAAUUAUUAUCGUCAAGCACAGAAUCUAGGAGAAACAGGAAGCUGUGUGAAUGAACUUCAAGAGUUAUUGGAGAAAUCUUUACAUUGUCUGAAAAAGGCAGUGAGACUGGAUAGUAAUAACCAUUUGUAUUGGAAUGCCCUUGGUGUGGUUGCUUGUCACAGUGGUAUUGGAAACUAUGCUCUUGCCCAACACUGUUUCAUCAAAUCAAUCCAAGCUGAACAAAUUAAUGCUAUUGCAUGGACAAACUUGGGAGUUUUAUAUCUAGGAAAUGAAAAUAUUGAGCAAGCUCAUGAAGCCUUCAAAGUUGCUCAGUCCCUUGAUCCAUCUUAUUUAAUGUGUUGGAUUGGGCAGGCUCUUAUUGCAGAGACAGUUGGAAGCUAUGACACAAUGGAUCUCUUUAGGCAUACUACUGAACUCAGUAUGCACACAGAGGGAGCAAUAGGCUAUGCCUUUUGGGUCUGUACAACACUGCAAGAUAAAACAAAUAGAGAAACAGAGCUGUACCGCUACAACAUCCUCCAGAUGAAUGCUAUUCCAGCAGCACAAGUUGUUUUGAGCAAAUACACAGAAAGAAUUCAGAAUUAUGCUCCAGCUUUUACAAUGUUGGGUUAUUUAAAUGAAUAUCUACAACUGAAAAAAGAGGCAGCAGAUGCAUAUCAAAGGGCAAUUUUGUUACUGCAGAAUGAAGAAAAACAAGAGAUCUAUAAUGUUACAUUAAGAAGUUAUGGUCGUGUAUUAUGUGCUAUUGCAGAAUAUGAUAAAGCAAUCCAGGCUUUUAAGUCAACCCCUCUGGAAGACUUCGAUGACAUCAUAGGUCUCGCACUUGCUUUAUUCAAGAAAGGACUUUUUCAAGAGAGUAACAAAGCCUAUGAGAGAGCCUUGUCCAUUGUUGAAUCAGAGCAGGACAAAGCUCAUAUCCUGACGGCGCUGGCAAUAGCAGAAUACAAACAAAAUAAAAUGGACACAGCCAAGACAUUACUAUUCAAAUGUUCUAUCUUAAAGGAACCAACCACAGAAAGUCUUCAGGCACUCUGUGCUCUAGGACUGGCAAUGAAGGAUGCUACCCUUUCAAAAGCAGCACUUAAUGAAUUAUUAAAGCAUAUAAAACUGAAAGAUGAUGAUUAUCAGAAGUGCCUUAUUACAGCAGCUGUUUGUGCAUUACAAGGUCGAAAUGUGUCAGUGCAGAGGCAGGUGUCUAAAGCUAUCCACAGUAACCCAGCAGAUCCUGCCCUUUGGUCUCUUUUAUCCCGAGUGGUUCCACAAUAUACCCCACGAAAUGCCCAAGGUGGAGCUGUAGCAGGAAAAGUGGCACAUAUACUUGACUCAAAUCAUGGAAAGAAAGCCUUAUUGUAUACUGCAGUCAAUCAGUUGGCAAUGGGAAGCAAUUCAGCAGAAGAUGGUAAAAAUGAUCCACUAAAGACCAUUCAGAAGGCAGUCCUAUUAUCUCCAGAUGAUCCUGCUGUUUGGGCAGGGCUAAUGGCAGCCUGUUAUGCUGACAACACAUUGGCUCUCUUAAAUAACACAAAACCAAAGAGGACAGAACUAGACAUAGCACUGUUAACCACUAUUUCUGCUACAGUCAAAGAAAAAGAACUUCCUGAAAAAUACAUUCAGAAUAUUGAAAAAUGGUCCCUUUGUCAAGCUCUCACUGGUUUAAUAGAAAAAGGGAAAAUUUCAGAAGCCGAGGCCCUCUGCACAAAGCAUUUAAAAGGUAGUCAUGACCAACCUGGUGUCUUCCUGCUUUUAAGGCAAAUUCAGUGUAAACCUUUACUACAGUCACAAAAGCAUCUUCCAGAUGCUGUUCUGGAAGAGCUGCAAAAAACAGUUGUAUCCAAUUCAACAUCUUUUUCUGCUUGGCAGUGGUUGGCACAGGUAUACCAGUCUCAAGGAAUGAUGAGUGCUGCUGAGAUGUGUUAUAGAAAAAGUCUUCAGGUGGCAUCCCAGCAGGGUAAUUGGAAUGGAAAACUCUCAAGUCUACUGAGGCUAGCAUUACUGGCCCUGGAAGUCUGCAUUGCUGAUAUUUCAAAUGAUCACUGGCCAUCUUUGGUUCAGGAGGCCACAAAUGAAGCACUGAAACUUUGCUUUUGUCCACUGGCUCUUCUUUUGCAAGCUCUAUUGCAAUUUCAUCGCAAAAUGGGAUCAAGGGAGACACGGCGACUGUUGGAAAGAGUAGUGUACAAAUCCGGGUAUCCCAAAUCCAUUGUAUCAGUUGCCCGCUGGUACCUGCUGAGGCAUUUGUAUGCCAAAGAUGAUUAUGAACUAAUUGAUAUGCUUGUAGACAAUGCCAAAGUCCAUGGAGAUACCAGAGCACUAGAACUGAAUCAGAAAUUGUCAUCAUCGUCAUCCCAAUGACACAAAGUGCUUGUUUCAGUGAAUUGAAGGAAGCUGUCAGCAGAAUUGAGGAAUUAAUCAAGUCUUUCUCCCAAAGUAACAUUCUGAGGCCCCUCCCACUUCCCUUGCUAUUCUACUUUUAAUUCAGAACAAUUUCUACAAAUAUUCCUUCUCCCUACACACACACAAGAGCACCUUGAGGUGGAAUCUCUCAGAAACCCAUGGUCUGACUACUUCAGAAAAAUCUCAUCUUUCCUUUUCAAGAAGAAAGUCUAGAGUGAGAAAAAACACACCAUACCCAUGCAGUUCUACAGCAGCAACUAUGAAGAGUGCAUGAAUAAAGUUUUUGUGUCUUCAGGGGUACAGAAUACUUUUUUCUUUAAAUCUUUGCAAUAAAGCCUUAAUAACUGUCCUCUAUAUAAUAUGCAAAGACAGAUUAGCACAAUUCACACAUUUUGUUGUAACAUGCUUUUAUCUUAUAUAUCCUAAUAAUUCCAAAAUAAUUGCUUUUAUAGAUAGUAGAAUUCAGUCCAACUCCAAACAACUAAAUAAUUAUAUAUAUAAGCUAUUUUGAUAUCUGUUCAUAUCAGAUUCUCUGCAAGAAACAUAAGUAUAAAGAUGCAGGUGUAGCUUAAAUUGCUAGUGUGUGUGUGUGUAUUUGGUGAUCCUUAGAUCUGUGGCUGUGUUUUAAAAUGUUCUUUUGAAGGGUUUUUUUUUCUUAUAGGGCAGGAGUAGGAAACAUGGCUGCUUAUAAUAGCUAAUUUUAAUCAUGGCAAUUUCUUGACUUUGUGAUGGUAAGUAUUCCGACUUAAAUGAAAUAAAACCAUGGCCUGUUGUACUAUGAUCUCAGAGCAUCCAUAUUUAGAAAUAUAAAAUAUUAGAUGCCUCCAUUAUUUUUACUUGUUUGGGUUUUAUACCUUUGGGGAAAGUAUUUUUGGAUUUUUUAAAGAAUUGAGUUUAUUUUAAACAAUUCCAUUUCCUUAUUCCUUUGUAUCCAUGCUCUUAAAAAUGUUUUUGUCUAUUUGUUGACAUUUAUUUUAGUCAUCUAUUUAAUUCUAUCAAUCAUGUACUAAAUAUGGCAGUAGUAUAUGUAAUUUGUGCUAUGAAUUAAUGUUGAAUUUCUGAAUUAUAAAUUGUACUUCAGUAAGUGGCUUUUUAUUGUAAAUUUGUAUAUUAAUAAAGAUUGGACGAUAAAGUGGUAAA
Molecule: messenger RNA, 6699 nt
Organism: Monodelphis domestica (gray short-tailed opossum)
Lineage: Eukaryota; Metazoa; Chordata; Mammalia; Didelphimorphia; Didelphidae
Source: RefSeq, a predicted model, not a curated record